CACUAUUCAUCUCAGUAUCACAUCACUUGCGUCCAACCUCGGACCUGGAAGAACCAAAUUCUUCUACUUACGGCGUUAUCCCUCGUGGCCUUAUUUGUACCUGCUUUGCAAAGAUCGAGAAAUGGUUAUGUGAAAUCGUCGACUGUUUAUGUAGAAAAGCAGUCGUGUUACUUCUUUCUUCGUAUUUUUUUUUUACAUCUCAGUGGGAGCUGUCAGAGGUUGGUCGUUGGUUGAUCGCAGUGAGGUCGACCCGGUGCGGUUUUCUUGUAUGAGCGAGGAGCCAGCUGUUUGCAACCAUGAAGCGCAGUAAGCACCGUGCACACAAGGAGAAGAGCGGAGAUGAACCGGCUGUUCUGGAGACGGAGUCCCUGUUCAUGGGAGGCCAGGAUCCGGACACGGUGUCGCUGGCCUCCGUCACCGCCGUCUGCACCAACGUCUCCAACAAGAGAUCAAAGCCAGACAUUAAGAUGGAGCCCAGUGCGGGGAGACCCAUGGAUUACCAAGUGAGCGUGACGGUGGUAGAGGCCAGGCAGCUUGUGGGCCUGAACAUGGACCCGGUGGUGUGUGUGGAGAUCGGCGAUGACAAGAAGUACACGUCCAUGAAGGAGUCCACCAACUGCCCGUACUACAAUGAGUACUUUGUGUUUGACUUCCACGUGCCCCCAGACGUCAUGUUCGACAAAAUCUUGAAGUUGUCUGUCAUUCAUUCCAAAAACCUCCUGCGCAGUGGUACACUGGUGGGGUCAUUCAAAAUGGACGUUGGCACUAUCUACACUCAACCAGAACAUCAGUUUUACCAUAAAUGGGCAGCUCUAUCGGACCCCGAAGACAUCACGGCCGGAUGUAAGGGCUACAUUAAGUGUGACAUCGCCGUCGUGGGGAAAGGAGACAACAUCAAAACUCCACACAAGGCCAACGAGUCGGAUGAAGAUGACAUCGAAGGUAAUCUGCUGCUCCCAGAGGGGGUUCCUGCGGAGCGCCAGUGGGCGCGGUACUACCUGAAGAUCUACCGGGCCGAGGGGCUGCCUAGGAUGAACACCAGCAUCAUGGCCAACGUGAAGAAGGCCUUCAUAGGGGACAACAAGGACCUGGUGGACCCCUACAUACAAGUGCAGUUCGCUGGGCAGAAGGGCAAGACCACGAUUCAGAAGAGCAGCUAUGAGCCCAUCUGGAACGAGCAGAUUGUUUUCACUGAGAUGUUUCCCCCGCUGUGCAAGCGGAUGAAACUCCAACUCCGGGACGCGGAUAAGGUCAACGACGUUGCCAUAGGAACGCACUUCCUGGAUCUGCGCAAAAUUUCAAACGAAGGAGAGAAAGGCUUCCUCCCCACGCUGGGGCCCGCCUGGGUCAACAUGUACGGCUCCACCCGGGACUACACCCUGAUGGACGAGUACCAGGAGCUGAACGAGGGCCUGGGGGAGGGCGUGUCCUUCAGGGCCCGGCUGCUCAUCAGCCUGGGCCUGGAGCUGCUGGACACCUCCUCGCCCGAGAUCACCUGCUCCACCGAGGUGCAGGUGGAGGGCGUGCCCAACAUCUCCGAGUCCGCCACAGGCAAGGUGGAGGAGUUCUUCCUCUUCGGUUCCUUCCUGGAGGCCACCAUGAUCGACAGGAAGAUCGGCGACAAACCCAUCAGUUUUGAAGUCACAAUAGGGAACUACGGCAACGAAACUGACGGGGUGUACAAGCCCAAGGGCAAGGGGAGGAAGGGGAGCGGCGAUGAGGAGGAGUCUGAGCUGAUCCAGAACUCCAGCGACGAGGAGAUUGAUGACGACCCAGACCUGGCCGCCGUGGCGUCCACGCCCCCCAUGAAGCCCGUCAUCACGGACAGGAACUACUUCCACCUGCCGUACUUUGAGAGGAAGCCCUGCAUCUACAUCAAGAGCUGGUGGCAGGACCACCGGAGGCGGCUGUACAACGCCAACAUCAUAGACCACCUGGCAGACAAACUGGAGGAGGGGCUGAACGAUGUGCAGGAGAUCAUCAAGACGGAGAAGGCCUACCCAGAACGCAGACUCCGCGGAGUCCUGGAGGAGCUGAGCAUUGGAUGCAGUCAGUAUUUGGCCCUGGCCAACAAGGACCAGAGCCAGUCAGGCAGAACCAGGUUGGACCGGGAGAGACUGAAGCUGUGCUUGGCUGAAGUGGAGAGCAUCGGCCAGCAGGCCAAGACCAUGAGGUCUCAGGUGAAGAAGAGCACCGUGAGAGAUAAGAUCAAGCUGGCUCAGAACUUCCUGCUGAAGCUGCGCUUCAUGGCCGAGGAGCCCCAGCACAGCGUCCCAGACGUGUUCAUCUGGAUGCUGAGCAACGGGAAGCGCAUGGCCUACGCCCGCGUGCCCUCCAAGGACAUCCUGUUCUCCAGCGUGGACGAGGAGACCGGCAAGGAGUGCGGCAAGGUCAAGACGGUGUUCCUCAGGAUCCCGGGUAAGAAGGGCUUUGGCCCGGCGGGCUGGACAGUGCAGGCCAAGCUUGAGGUGUACCUGUGGCUGGGCCUCAACCGCCAGCGGAAGGACUACCUGAGUGGCCUGCCCAACGGCUUCGAGGAGAACAAGCUGUCCAGGCCCGGCCUGCCGCCCUCACCCCCCAUCAGCCUCACCUACAUGAUGAAGCAGAUCUUCCAGCUGAGGGUGCACAUGUACCAGGCCCGGAGCCUCUUCGCCGCAGACAGCACCGGCCUGUCUGACCCCUUCGCCAGGGUCUUCUUCUCCACACAGAGCCAGGUCACGGAGGUGUUGGCUGAGACCCUGUGCCCCACCUGGGACCAGCUGAUGGUGUUUGAGAACGUGGAGCUGUUCGGCACGGCGGUGGAGCUGAGGGACGACCCGCCCAUCAUCGUCAUUGAGAUCUACGACCAGGACACGGUGGGGAAGGCCGACUUCAUGGGCCGAACCUUCGCCAAGCCCGUGGUCAAGAUGGCCGACGAGCACUACGGCCCGCCGCGCUUCCCGCCCCAGCUGGAGUACUACCAGAUCUACCGCGGGAACUGCACCGCCGGGGAGAUGCUCGCCGCCUUUGAGCUGCUGCAGAUCGGCCCCAACGGGAAGGCCGACCUGCCUCCCAUCGACGGCCCCACCGACUUCGACCGCGGGCCCAUUCUGCCCGUGCCCCUGGGCAUCCGGCCCGUCCUCAGCAAGUACCGCAUCGAGGUGCUGUUCUGGGGCCUGAGGGACCUGAAGAGGGUCAACCUGGCCCAGGUGGACCGGCCCCGUGUGGACAUAGAGUGUGCCGGCAAGGGGGUCCAGUCGGCCCUCAUCCCAAACUACAAGAAAAACCCCAACUUCAGCACCCUCGUCAAGUGGUUCGAAGUGGACCUCCCGGAGAACGAGCUGCUCCACCCCCCUCUCAACAUCCGGGUGGUGGACUGCCGGGCGUUCGGCCGCUACACCCUCGUGGGCUCCCACGCCGUCACCAGCAUGCGCAAGUUCAUCUACAGACCCCCCGACAAGCAGGCCAACAACUGGUCCUCCUCGGAGGAAAUAGUUGUGGUCAGUUUGGAACCAGAGCAGAACUUCAAGAAGAUGGACACUGUGGUGAAGCUGGACUCAGGUUCAGAUGCAGUGAUCAAAGUUGAGGAUGAUGAUGGAAAAGGCAAGAAGAAGAAGAGGAAGAAGGGCGGGGAGGACCCUGAGGAGGACGAGCUGGACGAGAGCAUGCUGGACUGGUGGUCCAAGUACUUUGUCUCCAUUGAGACCUUGACGGAGACUCUCAGGUCCCAGGAGACGGCUCUCUCUGACUCAGAGGACAAGGAUGACAUGGACAUCACAGAGGGUGGAGAGAUCAAACCGGAUGAUUUCCCCGUAAAAGCCAAGAGAGGGAAGAAGAAGAAGAAGUCCACUGAGACACCAGAGAGGAAGAAGCCCAAGCUGGACGAGCUCAAGGUCUACCCAAAGGAGCUAGAGGCGGAAUUUGGCAACUUCGAGGACUGGCUCCAUGUUUUCAACCUGUACAGAGGGAAGAGUGGCGACGAUGAAGACCAGAAUAUGGCAGAUGAGGACAGACUCAUAGGGAAGUUCAAAGGGUCACUCUGCAUGUACAAAGUGCCAUUGUCCGAAGACUUCAGCAGAGAGUCGGGCUUUGACGCAAGCAUGGGCAUGUUUCAGAACAUCCCGCACAACGAUCCAAUCAACGUCCUUGUCAGGGUCUAUGUCAUCAGGGCCACCGAUCUGCAUCCAGCAGACAUAAAUGGAAAAGCCGACCCCUACAUUGCCAUAAAACUGGGAAAGUCUGACAUCAAAGACAAGGAGAACUACAUAUCAAAACAGCUGAAUCCGUUGUUUGGCAAGUCGUUCGACAUCGAAGCCACGUUCCCGAUGGACUCCACCCUGACGGUGUCCAUCUUUGACUGGGACAUGGUGGGAACCGACGACCUCAUCGGGGAAACCAGGAUCGACCUGGAGAACCGCUACUUCAGCAAACACAGGGCCACGUGCGGCGUGGCCUCCAACUACGCCAUCCACGGCUACAAUGUGUGGCGGGAUCCCAUGAAGCCAUCCCAUGUCCUGGCUAAGCUCUGCAAAGAGGGCAAGUUGGACGGGCCUCACUACGGGCCCGGGGGUCGGGUGAAGGUCGCCAAUCGAGUGUUCAUGGCUGGCACCGAGAUAGAGGAUGACAACGGUUUGAAGAAGCCGACCGAGGAGCACCUUGCCCUGACGGUGUUGAGGCACUGGGAGGACAUUCCAAAAGUGGGCUGCAAACUGAUCCCCGAGCAUGUAGAAACCCGGCCCCUCCUCCACCCUGAUAAGCCCGGGAUCGAACAGGGGAGGAUCGAAAUGUGGGUGGACAUGUUCCCUAAAGAGAUGACUGCCCCUGGACCCGCCCUCGACAUAUCACCACGGAAGCCAAAGAAGUUUGAACUGAGGGUGAUCAUCUGGAACACAGAUGAGGUUGUGUUGGAGGACGAUGACAUCUUCACCGGGGAGAAGUCCAGUGACAUCUUUGUACGAGGCUGGCUGAAGGGCCAGCAGGAGGACAAGCAGGACACCGACGUCCACUACCACUCAAUCACCGGCGAGGGCAACUUCAACUGGCGCUUCGUCUACCCCUUCGACUACCUGAUGGCCGAGGAGAAGAUCGUCAUCUCCAAGAAGGAGUCCAUGUUCGCCUGGGACGAGACGGAGUACAAGAUCCCGGCCCGCCUCAAUCUCCAAGUGUGGGAUGCCGACCACUUCUCUGCGGACGACUUCUUAGGCGCCAUCGAGCUGGACCUGAACCGCUUCCCUCGGGGCGCCAAGACCCCCAAGCAGUGCACCAUUGAGAUGGUGACCAACGAGGCCGAGAUGCCCAUGGUGUCCAUCUUCAAGCAGAAGAGGAUCAAAGGAUGGUGGCCCUUUGUGGCCAGAAACGAGGAGGACGAGUUUGAACUGACAGGCAAGGUGGAGGCGGAGCUGCACCUCAUGACCGGGGAGGAGGCCGAGAAAGGUCCUGUUGGGGAGGGACGCAAUGAACCAGAACCACUGGAGAAACCCAACCGGCCAGACAUCGCUCUCCUCUGGUUCCUCACCCCCUUCAAAGCCAUUAAAAACCUGCUGUGCAACCAGUACAGGUGGCUGACCAUCAAGAUCGUCACGGCGCUGCUCCUGUUGGCCCUAUUUGGCGUCUUCCUCUACAACAUGCCCGGCUACAUGGUUAAGAAGAUGCUAGGGGCGUAGCCACGUCAAGCUGUGAUAUAGCCUCUAUCACAUAUCCAGGGAAAAGCUAGAGGUUUCGAGUUUCUUACUCUUCAAGGGAAUGUAUUUUAGGUGUAUUAUGUAUUUUUCAGGGUGCAGCAUAUUGUAGCAGGCCGGGUCAGACGAGAGGUACUGGGUCGAACUCCGAUGUCCGCAGGGACGGUCUGACCUGUAGGCAUUGUUGAAAAGAUGUCCAAUUCCUACUUGCUUCCUAAUGACACACGUCUUAAUUCGCUGUAAAUUGCUUUUGUUUAAAGCAACUGAAUAAAUAAUCAAGUAGUAUAGGACUGGGAAAGAAUCCUCUGUGGGAGUUAUAUUGCAUUGGCCUUGUUGUGAAAAUCAAACAAUUGUGUUGCUGUUCAAAAGAGGAUCCCUUAUGGAGGGUAUUGAAAACAAUGCUUUCUAUAUUGGCAUUAUGGAGGGUUUCGGGUGCAUACUUAUGGCUUUGUCUGGAAUUGCUUAUUUUUCUAUACACAUUUUCGGAUCGUCAAUCGAUUCCACGUUGCAAGUCGGUAGAGGGUUUACCUUAAAGCUUUCAAUGAAAUGCAGACUGGUCAGUAAAGUUAUUUUGUGUUUGCCCUCUCUUUUCUCGUUUUUAGUGUUGCGUUAUUUAGACAAACACAGAAUGUUUGCCUUGGUCUAGCUGUUUCGAGUUGGACGUAUGUUGAUUUUGAAUUAUUGGAGUGCGGUUUUCAUAUAUACAUACACAACACCUGGAAUUUGUGAAUAAAGCUCUCUUGAGUUCC
Molecule: messenger RNA, 6406 nt
Organism: Gadus macrocephalus (Pacific cod)
Lineage: Eukaryota; Metazoa; Chordata; Actinopteri; Gadiformes; Gadidae
Product: otoferlin-like
Exons: 42
Coding region: 297-5642 (1781 amino acids)
Biological process (GO): synaptic vesicle priming; plasma membrane organization
Cellular component (GO): synaptic vesicle membrane; presynaptic active zone membrane
Molecular function (GO): calcium ion binding; AP-2 adaptor complex binding
Source: RefSeq, a predicted model, not a curated record